Messenger RNA from Aspergillus calidoustus, 1362 nucleotides. Lineage: Eukaryota; Fungi; Ascomycota; Eurotiomycetes; Eurotiales; Aspergillaceae. The record is from the annotation of a GenBank genome assembly.
AUGGCAAUGAACUUCGAAUACCCACCAGACCUCGUCGCGCACAUCGACCGCAUCGACAAAUUCAUCCACGAGACCAUCCUCCCGCUGCAACACGCCGACGACAAUAACCGCUUCUUCGACCACCGCCGGGAGUAUGCGCGCACGGAUUGGGAGGCCGGUGGGCUGCCGCGACGGGAGUGGGAGGAGUUGCUGAAUAAAGCGCGCCUCCUGGCCGACAAAGCCGGGCUCUACCGCUUCGCGCUCCCUAAAGCCUACGGCGGGACCUCGCACCCAAGCACAAACCUCUACAUGUCCGCAAUCCGCUUCCACCUCGCCUCGCACCCAGUCUACGGCGGCGGCCUGGGUCUCGCCAACGACCUGCAGAACGAACAUAGCGUGGUCGGCAAUUUCCCAGACGUCUUCAUGCUGCACCAUUUCGGGAACGAGGAGCAGAAGCGCACGCUGAUUCCUGCACGGUUACGCGGGGAGUUCCGCACGACGUUUGGGCUUACGGAGCCGGAUCAUGGGAGUGAUGCGACGUUUAUGUCUACGAGGGCUGAGAGGGUUGUUCGAGGUGGGGUGGAGGGGUGGGAGAUUAAUGGCGCCAAGAAGUGGCAGACGGGCGCGCAUUUCGCGACGCAUAUGAUUGUUUUUGCGCGGACGGGGGGGAAGGACGGGUCGGCUAAGGGUAUUACGGCGUUUCUUGUCCCCAGGGAGACGGAGGGGAUCGAGGUGGUCAGCUACGAGUGGACGUUUAAUAUGCCGACGGACCAUGCGACGGUGACGUUUAGCGGGGUGUGGGUUCCCAACAGCGCAAUCCUCGGCGUGCAAGAUGCGGGCCUGGCAAUCGCGCAGACGUUCGUUCACGAGAAUCGCAUCCGGCAGGCGGCGAGUUCGUGUGGUGCGGCCAAGUUCUGUCUCGACAAGGCGAUUGAGAGGGCACGGUCGAGGACGAUUUGGGGAGAGGGCAAGAAGUUGGCGGAUCAUCAGGGGAUUCAGUUCCCUGUUGUUGAGCUCAUGACGCAGGUGGAGAUGUUGAAGCUGUUGAUUCUCAAGACGAGUUGGGAUAUGGAUCGCGUUGUGGAGGAGGCGAGCAGGACUGGGGCGACGCCGUGGAUUGCGAUUGAGAAGACGCUGAGUGACAAGGUGGCCAUGUGCAAUUAUUGGGCGAAUCGGUUGGCGUGUCAGGCGGCUGAUCGGGCUAUUCAGAUCCACGGCGGCGAUGGCUACUCGCGCCAUUACCCCUUUGAGCACAUCUAUCGCCAUUUCCGACGGUACCGCAUCACCGAGGGGUCCGAGGAGAUCCAGAUGCGCAAGGUCGCCGCGUAUCUAUUCGAGUUUGGCGGCAAGGUGAGCAGGGACAAGGCCAAGACCAAGUUGUAA